ACCGAUUUGCCAUCUUCUUGCGCUGAAUUUACAGCUAAAGAAAAAAGAAAUGCGUAGGGUCAAGGCAGAUUAAUGUUUAAUAGACGAAUUUAGUAAGUUGUUAAUGUCGUUACUUGGCCGAAGACCAUCGGCUUGUUCGUAAAUAGCAUUUCUUUACUAGUGAACGGAGGGGAAACGCAACUUAUAAAAGUUUUAAACAAUAUCGUGUUUGGCAUUUAGUUAGUUAGUAAUCAAGCUGUUAGCAUAAUUUAUUUAAAAUGUGGAAAUAUACGAUCCUAAGUGUUCUUAUAUGCGGAUAUUACUUCAUUUGCGUAUCAAGUGAAGAAGGAAAACCGCCCCUCAGCGCGAAAUGUUUAGGGUGUAUCUGCGAGGCGAUUUCGGGCUGUAAUACUACCAGAAAGUGCAUCGGUGACAUUUGCGGCCCUUUUGCCAUUACAUGGGGAUAUUGGGCUGACGGUAACAAGCCCACAACCGCCCAAAAGCCGGCCGAUGAUCCAGAAGCUUAUUCGUCUUGUGCCAACGAUCCCUACUGCGCCGCAUCCGCCGUUCAACACUACAUGUAUAAAUUCUAUCAGGAUUGCAAUGGUGACGGUAAGGUAGACUGCGACGAUUUUGCCGCCAUUCACAAGUUGGGAGGCUAUGGGUGCCGAGCUCCGCUUCCAGAUUUUUACCUUCAACGUUACCAGCAGUGUAAGCAGUACGUUGGAGGAAUUUUGUAAGGAGAAUAGAAGAGCUGAAGAUUUCUAAAUUGAUGUGUAACUACCUUUUCCAAUGACCACUUAAUCAGUUUUAAGGAAAUAAAUUUAUAUGACUAGGAA
Photinus pyralis (common eastern firefly) is the source of this 818-nucleotide messenger RNA. Its product is annotated as lysozyme-like. The transcript is spliced from 3 exons. The record is from RefSeq and is a predicted model, not a curated record. Bases 258 to 719 code for a protein of 153 amino acids. Gene Ontology annotation, molecular function: lysozyme activity. Lineage: Eukaryota; Metazoa; Arthropoda; Insecta; Coleoptera; Lampyridae.